Messenger RNA from Chrysemys picta bellii (western painted turtle), 8941 nucleotides. It is a transcript of the gene EPS15L1, whose product is annotated as epidermal growth factor receptor pathway substrate 15 like 1. Gene Ontology annotation, molecular function: cadherin binding; calcium ion binding. The record is from RefSeq and is a predicted model, not a curated record. NCBI's taxonomy places the organism in Eukaryota, Metazoa, Chordata, Testudines, Emydidae. Gene Ontology annotation, biological process: endocytosis; endosomal transport. Gene Ontology annotation, cellular component: clathrin coat of coated pit; plasma membrane; cytoplasm.
CCCUCCCCACUCCCCUCGGCGGCGAUCGCUCCGCCUUCCCCCCGCCCCGCCGGAGUCAGUCAGUGGGAGGAAGAUGGCGGCGCUCAUUCCCCACAGCCAGCAGCUUUCCACUGGGAAUCCGUUGUAUGAGACUUAUUACAAACAGGUAGAUCCAACAUACACAGGGAGAGUUGGGGCUAGUGAAGCUGCACUGUUCCUUAAAAAAUCAGGUCUUCCAGACAUUAUCCUUGGAAAAAUAUGGGAUUUGGCUGACCCAGAGGGUAAAGGGUACUUGGAUAAACAGGGUUUCUAUGUUGCAUUGCGACUCGUAGCAUGUGCACAGAAUGGCCAUGAUGUUAACUUGAGCAAUCUAAACUUGACUAUACCACCUCCUAAAUUUCAUGACACUAGCAGUCCCUUAUUGAUCACACCUCCUUCAACAGAGGCUCACUGGGCCGUUAGGGUGGAAGAAAAAGCAAAGUUUGAUGGUAUUUUUGAAAGCCUUUUGCCAGUAAACGGUUUACUUUCAGGAGACAAAGUAAAACCAGUACUGAUGAACUCAAAGCUACCUCUUGAUAUCCUAGGAAGGGUCUGGGAUCUCAGUGAUAUUGACAAAGAUGGACACCUGGACAAGGAUGAAUUUGCUGUGGCAAUGCAUUUGGUAUAUAGAGCUCUUGAGAAGGAGCCAGUUCCCUCAGUAUUACCCCCCCCACUUAUACCACCUUCCAAAAGAAAGAAGACGCCAGUUUUUCCUGGUGCAGUUCCUGUUCUUCCUGCAAGUCCUCCACCUAAAGAUAGCCUUCGUUCUACCCCAUCCCAUGGUAGUGUAAACAGCCUGAAUAGCACAGGAAGUUUGUCACCCAAACACAGCAUCAAGCAAACACAGCCAUCUGUGAAUUGGGUGGUACCAAUGUCUGAUAAGGUGCGAUACGAUGAAAUUUUCUUAAAAACCGAUAUGGACAUGGAUGGCUAUGUGAGCGGCCAAGAAGUGAAGGAUAUUUUUAUACACUCAGGCCUGUCUCAGAAUCUUCUAGCACAUAUAUGGGCAUUGGCAGACACAAGACAGAUGGGAAAGCUAAGCAAAGAUCAGUUUGCACUAGCCAUGUAUUUCAUUCAACAGAAGGUCAGUAAAGGGAUUGAUCCUCCGCAGGUGUUGUCCCCAGAUAUGAUCCCUCCUGCAGAGAGGAAUACUCCCAUACAAACUCUGUCAGGUUACUUGACCCCUGUAGGAACUGAGAUCUCAGCGCUAACAGAAAUGCGUCGUGAUAGUUCAAGUUCUGUCGGAUCAGGAGAAUUUACAGGCGUGAAAGAACUCGAUGAUAUUAGUCAAGAGAUUGCACAUCUGCAGAGAGAAAAGUAUUCACUAGAGCAGGACAUUAGAGAAAAGGAGGACUCAAUUAGACAGAAAACCAAUGAAGUUCAGGAGCUGCAAAAUGAUUUAGACAGAGAAACAAGUAACUUGCAAGAGCUGGAAGCUCAGAAACAAGAUGCUCAAGACCGCCUAGAUGAAAUGGACCAGCAGAAAGCCAAACUGAAAGAUAUGCUAAAUGAUGUGAGGCAGAAAUGUGAGGAAGAAACACAGAUGAUUUCAUCAUUGAAAAUGGAGAUUCAGUCUCAGGAAUCAGAUUUAAAAUCACAGGAAGAUGAUCUGAAUAGAGCAAAAGCAGAGCUGAAUCGUCUCCAGCAAGAAGAGACUCAGCUAGAACAGAGUAUCCAAGCAGGAAAAGUGCAACUUGAAACAAUAAUUAAAUCUUUAAAAUCAACACAGGAAGAAAUUAAUCAGGCAAGAAGUAAACUUUCUCAACUUCAAGAGAGUCACCAGGAAAUCAGUAAAAGUAUUGAACAAAAUAAUGAAGCUCUGAAUGGGAUUCAUGGUGGUAGUAUGACGAAUUUAGCGGACAUAAGUGAAGGAAUUGCACAGAAAGAAAGAGGCAAUUUUGGAGCUAUGGAUGAUCCCUUCAAGAAUAAAGCUUUAUUGUUUAGUAAUAAUACACAAGAAUUGCAUACAGACCCAUUCCAGGCCGAAGAUCCAUUCAGAUCUGAUCCUUUUAAAGGAGCAGACCCUUUCAAAGGCAAUGAUCCAUUCCAGAAUGAUCCUUUUUCAGAACAACCACCUGUUUCAACAGACCCAUUUGGAGGGGAUCCAUUUAAAGAAAGUGACCCAUUUCGUAGUUCUGUCUCUGAGGAUUUUUUUAAGAAACAGGUGAAGAAUGAUCCAUUUACCUCAGAUCCAUUCACAAAAAAACCCACGCUGCCCUCAAAGCCUGACCCCUUUGACAGUCGCGAUCCUUUCACAUCUUCAAGUAUCUCUUCAAAAGGCCCAGAUCCUUUUGGAACGUUAGACCCGUUUGGAAGUGGUGCCUUCAGUAGCAAUGAGGGCUUUGCAGAUUUUAGCCAGAUGUCAAAGCCCACAGCUUCAGACCCUUUCACCUCCUCUUUUGGAGGGAUGGGAUUCUCAGAUGACCCUUUUAAAAGUAAGCCAGACACUCCAGCUCUCCCACCGAAGAAAAAUGUUCCUCCACGACCCAAGCCACCUAGUGGUAAAAGUACUCCUGUAAACCAGCUCGGGUCUGCAGAUUUUACCAAGCCCCAUGAUCCAUUCCAGCCAUUUGGGGCUGAAAGCAGUGACCCGUUUCAAACUAAAAAGGGGUUUGGGGACCCGUUUAGUGGAAAAGAUCCAUUUGCUCCCUCCUCUUCAAGUAAAACUUCUAAAGACUCUUCCUUGGGGUUUGCAGACUUCAGCUCUUUUGGAAAUGAGGAGCAGCAGCUGGCCUGGGCAAAGCGAGAGAGUGAGAAAGCAGAGCAGGAGAGGCUGGCUCGAUUGCGAAGACAAGAACAGGAAGACCUUGAAUUGGCUAUUGCACUUAGUAAGGCUGAUAUGCCAGACUCUUAAAUACAGUCUUUGGGCUCCAUCCAAUCCAAGUCAAACCAUUUAAAAAAAGGUUUUGUAAAAUUCUUGGUUUAUGUUGUGAAGUAAUUGUAGUCACCUUUAAGUCAAAGCAUAACAAGAUUGGCUGGUUAUAUCAAACUGGGCUCUCCAUGGCUUUUCAAGUACAUAAUGCACAGGAAACACACUGUAAAAAUUGUAUUAUACUUCCUAGAUAAAAGUUACUGCUUGUAAGAAAUUUAAUGUAUGACCCUAAGGUACUGAAAGCAAAGUUUCUUUAUAAUGCAGACAGUGAUUGCAUACAAUAAGCUGCAAUUGUGAAUCUGGCUUUUAUUACCUGAAUUCCAUUGUCAUUGUUUUGAGGCUGCAGUAUGAAUAAUAAAAUUAUAGAAAAUGACACUUGUAAAAAAAAAAAAGUUAUGUUUAUAAAAUUAUCACUUAGCUUUCAGUUCUUUUUGUUACAUUUAUUUAAUUUCUCAUAGUAGGCCAAUGACCACCUAGCUCAAAGACUUGAGGGCAAAUUCUUUCCUAGAUGUUCCCCUUUCAUCAGUGAGAUACGGCUUAUCUUAUGAAAGAAACUCUGAUUAUUUAUAUAUUAGAUGCAUAUUGACACAACUCAUGUAGAGUCAAUCAUAUUUUGAAUUCAAAGCCUAUGAGAAUUAAUAGCUUUUUAUUAUUUAAACAUGAUUAUUUGCAUAAGAGUUUUUUAAUAUUUGUACAUGGUGGUAUUAAAAGGAGUGAUCCUGAUAUAGUAAAUUAGACAAAUUAUAGUAAAUUAGACAAAUGAUGACUCAGUUCUAAAUCAUGGGAUAAAAUACAAAUUAAUUCCAUGAAUGAGCAUUAAGACAGGAAUUAUCGUGUUUGAGGCUUUUUUUACAUAAUGUUGAAUAAUUUCAUACUUUUUAAAUUUUAAUUUUGAACUGUAAUCUUCCCUGCAACCGUAUUUUCCCUUCAUUUGCUCUAACAGGCAGAAUAUAGGGCUGCUAUUUGUAUUAUCCAAUUGACUAUGUUACAAUCUCUACCUCGGAAGUGAUUAAGUGUGUGGUCUUAUUUUUAAAUAUUCUGGUUGAUGAUUAAUCUCACUGCCCUUCAUUUAAAGUUAUACAACAGUUGUAUAGACUAGAAAGUUUUUUAUUUUAAACUAGCCCAAGUUCACACAGAUUUCAUUUGCCAGAUAGAUCGAAUAAAUGGAUAUUCAUGCAAAAGUUACAGCAAUAUUUGUAGAACAGAGAGGCUUUAAAAAAACAGCCUAUCUACUGAUAGCACUAAUGAGGCCAGUAUGUCUAGCUUUUUUAUACACUUCCAGAAUUCAGGGGGGAUGUUACAUGUAUUUUAUAGAGGUAAUGCAAUAUGUAUUUUACUUGUCACGGAUAUAAAAUGAGUACUUACGGUAUUUUUUUGCUGUGAAUUAUUCAUUUAUAGAAACUGCCUUUUCUGGUAAUAUACAGGAAUUCAGUACUUCAUUUGUCCUUGCCUUGUGCUCUGGUUUUGUUUGUAAAUGGAAUGGGCAUUUAGGGCCAAAUUUUCAAAAUGUUCUUUGUGAUACCUGUAUUUGCAUCCCCAAUUCUGUACAUGUGCAUAUUGGCUAGUUAACAUUCUGAAUGUCCAAAAUGUAGCCCUCAGCUUGUAAAACAUUCUCUGUUGGAUAGCAUUGAAUUAUUUCUUCAUCUUCUGCAAUGUAUUUACAUUUUUGUGUGUCCCUGUUUUGUUUUUAUUUUUCCUUUCACAAUGAUGUUAGUGCCUGUUUUUCCAGUCAAACAAUCCCUACAUUCUAAUUGCCUCAUUCUGGAUACUUUCCUUUCACAGAGAUAAGAAUCCCAGUAGGGAUUAUUUUUUCUGAUGACUAGUUUUCAGACCUAGAAAUGUAAUUAAACAUUGGUUGUCUUAGGACAAUGCUGCAUUCGCAUUGAAAAUCGACUCUAAAUUGAGAACAUCCAUUUUAAGGUCUUCAGACAGAAUAUAUUUGACAAAACUGAAGCUCAUCAUCUCAGAAGACAUUCUACAGAGUUGCUGAUCCCUGUGUGUAUAACUCCUGUUUAAUGUUAUUACAAAUGCUAUGGGCUUUUAAAUUUGUAUCAGGACGGGAGAAGAGACCCUUAAAUAUUAACAAAACAUAUAUGUUUCUGUGUUGUCCUUUAUUGAAGUAACAAGCUGCCAUGAAUACUGUAGGAAAUAAUCCUGCCAUACUUACAGUACUUGAUGACCUAUGUGGUCCCUUCCAACCAUAACUGUUUUUCUGCAAAGUAUAUUAUGGAGAAUUUAUGGGCUUGUCUACAUGGUAGUAUAAUGCACUCUAGGUGGGUGUGAUUUCUAAAUCACACUAAUGUGUUAUGCAUUAGUUGGUCCACGUUGACCCCUAGUGUGAAUUAACACAGUACUGGGUCAAAAAGCACUAUGUUAAUGAACAUUCACAUAGUGCUAUUUGAACCAGUGCUGCACUAGCCAGAUCUACAUGGACCAAUUAGUGUGCAACAUAUUACGGACGUGUGAUUUCUAAAGCACAUUAGAGCGCAUUACCUCUUUGGUCCACGACACUGAGCUCAUGAAAGCAAAUUAGGUCUACUUGUAGCUAACAUCAAUACAAAGCUUUUACCAUUAAAUGGGGGUGAAUGUAGCAUAUAUUUACAUGGCAGGGCUAUAGAUGUCAUCCUAACUAUAUAGACAGAUCAAAUCAGAAACAGCUGUAUGAGACAGUAUGUGCCUUUUCUCAAUCCACCUUGUACUACAGUCACAUUGCUUCAGAGAGAUAGUUGCCCUUUGUUCUUUGAGCUGUUGUUGCAGUUUUGUUAUUUUAUUUAGUCUUCUCUUGUAUUUUUUCUGUCUUGUGUACAUAUAUAUUUUGCAUUUGUCUUGGUAUCUCUUACACAUCUAGCUCUUCGUUGAAAAAAUAGGCUAUUAGGAUGCAUGAUGAAAUUAAAAAAACUGUAUCUAUGCAUAUAAAGCUUUUAGAUUUUUUUUUCUUUUCAUUUUCAGUAACUGUUCCUACUUUGUAGGAUAUUUCAUUCCUCAUGCAGCUGAAAAAUCUCGUGCUGUUUCAAAGCAACUGCAAUAUCCAAGUCCCCUUCCGAAGUGUAGUGUGAACACAGGGGUCAUUCCUUUGAUUUUACAGCCACAUUAGGACACCGCUCUUCUCCCUUUACAGCUAAUAGAUUUGAUUUUUAUUGUGAAUGCUGCUUUUAUAGUAAUUUCCUCUUUCAUCUCUCCCCCAAUGUAUUGUGUCAAUUGCACUCACCUCUGACUGCAGGGUCAAGCCACCUUCUCCAAGUUGGCAGUGCCAUUCCAUAACCUAUCCUUAGGAGGUGCACUUUCCGCCCCCGCAGCCCAGGGAGUAAAAGCAUUACUUCUGGAAUACACCAGGCCUGAGGUGUGAAAGUUACAAGAUUGCAUUCAAGCUUGAGUUUCUGUGUGGAAAAGUGUGGGGGCCGGGGGAGUAACAUAAUUUGUUUCUCUUCUGCUCAAAUUAAACAGCAUCUUUAAACCAAUGUAUAAAGGAAUUCUACUUCUGGAUCUCCGCACACAAAUGGGGCAUGUGGAUGAGCUAAAGUGCCUGAUUACUCAGAAAAUUAAUGUGCCAUAGAAAGAAUUUCAGCCACUUUAUCAAAUCUCUGAAAUCUCUAAUAUAAUUGUGUUACUUCUGUGAUAUGCAGUUAGAAUGAUAUUACCUCACCCACCUUGUUUCUCUUACUUCUAUGAUAGUUAAUGUUUUUGGGACACAGUAUGAGGUCAGAAAAGUUAAUUUAUCUAAUAUAUAUAUUUAGUAUUAUAUCCAAGUAUAAACUUUGAUUGUCCCUUCUGGGGUCUCGCCUUGUGUGACCAAAUAUUGAGAAUGAGUCAGUAGCAAAAGGUCAAGCAAAUUAACCAAUCAGGAAUCCAAGAAAAUACGUAGUUAAUCCAUUUACAAUUGCAAACAUGCAAUAACCCUAAACUGUUCUGAGAUGGCUUUAAUUUGGGAAGAGAACGGAUAAAUUUUAGAAAGCUGAAGUCUAGGAAACUUCCCUCUGAUUUCUUUCUGUAAUAUCUAAGUUUCUCCUUGUAGAAAGCAGUCGACUUCAUUCUUCCCUAACCUUGGAAGCAACAUUUUUUAUAGAAAUUACUCCACUUUUUCUCCUAAAGCAAAAAUUUAUCUUAACACAUUAAUCUUUCCUUCUUCCACCAAACAUUGAAAUCUUAACCACAGAUUCACUUCAGUUUGGGCAGAUCAGUGGGCGCGCACCCAAAAAUAAGGUACAUCUGUAUGUAAAUAUACAAUAAGUUAUAUAACAAAGACUGUGUAUACGUUCACACAAACUGUAUGUAGUAUAUAAUUAUAUGUGCUCUAUAAAGUGCAUAUGCAGUAAAUAUAUAGUAUAUUACUAUAUACUGUAAAAAUGUGUAUAUAUGUCUAUAUGCAUUAUGUGCAUUUUUUGUAUAGAAAUGGGAAAUGAGACUUUUGUGGUUAGAAUUUCAAAGUUCUGGCAAAAGAAAAAAAACUUCUUCCAAACAUUUUGUUCAAUAAUACUGUUAUUGGCACAACUAGCUGUGUGUUUUGCCAGAUGUCAGAGACACCUGAAGGAUUUGUCUCUCAAAGGUGAGUACAAUCUGCCAAAGAAACGUUUGACAAUGUGGUUUGGAUAUUAUCACCUUUUGUCCACUUGCACUUGCUGUCCAUUUCCGGUCUGCUGGCAUGUGUCUGUGUUGGGGGCAUCUCCUUCCCUUCUCUCAGAGUUAGACAAAACUUUGCCUCCUAGUUUAUUGUUGAAUAUUUUAUUGUUGAAUUAAAGAAUCUUUCACAUAUCUUCAUAUUUGGAUGUUAGGUAGAAAUGUGGUAAAAGAUGCCGUUUUCCUCAAUCUCUUGUCUGUCAUUUUGGUUGCACAGUCACUCUUCUCUGGGUUCGAACUGUGUUUUGUUUGUUUCUCAGUUUCUACCUACAUUUUUGCCUUAGGAGAUGUGACUAUGCAUUGCAUUAAUGAAAGAAUUAAGAUGAUUCAGUUUUCUACAGGGAGAAAUCAUUAGACCACAGAAUGUAAAACAAUCACAAAGAAGGUGCUAGGUUCUAUAGUAGCAUGUGUGUAUUUAGUAUAUACAUCUGCAUUUAUGAAGUGCAGUCACUGCUGGGAUGACUCAUGGCAACCAUUGAUUACCCCACAGCAACAAUACACUGCAUUUCAGACAGAAAUGGAAGAAGACUUUUAUCCAGUUGAAACUAGGCUUUUACAAAAUAUUCUUGUAGGGUCUGCCAACCAUUCUACCAUAGGAACAGAUCAUAUUAAGGGAUGUACUGGUACUUCUGUACUUUUGUAUGAGACUUCAUAUGAUCAGCAUAGUUUUCCUUAUGAAACCUCUGGCCUAAUUAUUUUUAAGUGGGGUAAGUGAUCAGUCUGUAAUGUAUUUUGUUUUAUAUAGUGUGUUCUUAAAUGCAAGGAAAUUCCAAGCUUUUUCUGUUAAAGUAUGGCACUUUUUUUUCUUUCUGGUCUAUGUGAAAUCCUAUUGGUAGACACCUUGUCAUCACUUCAGCUUUGCUAAAAGACAUUGUAUUUUUCUAGGGUUCUUCUUGUAACCCUUUUGGGGUUUACCAUUUUAUUUUUGUAAUACUUCUCCAUAUUUGUCCUGAAGAUUCAGCACUUAUGGAAUUUUGGUCUGUGUGUUAGGAAUCAUCAUUUCCGCCAUGUAUAAGGAUCAUUCCUAUUUUCCAUUUGUCUUUAUUCCCGACUCUCAGAAAAUGCAUUUCUAUUUAAUUCCAAUGUUCCAAAAUAAGUUCCAUCAAACAGAUGUUUUGUUUUGAUCUGUGCUAAUAGAUUGUGUACUUAUAAAUGCAUUGACCUGUCCCAGAUGCAAUUAAAUUACCAAACAGUAAUAGUUAAAUCUCUAUGGUCCAGCAUUUACACCUUUUCUGCAGACCCCCCAUUCACAAUCAAAUCCAUUUACUUUUUCUUAGUAAGGAAAUUUUGUCACAAACUCUGCUUUGAACAUGAUGGAAACGUUAAGGGUUUUUUAGGAUGAACAAGUUAACUUUUAAUAAUUGUUGACAUAUGUUUUAUCAAUUGUUAUUUUAUGGUUCUUUUUACUUGAAAGAUUUAUAAAUAAAAGGCUGAAUU